AUGUCGUCGGAUACAUGGCACCAGAAAAUAGGACGUGCGAGAAUGUUAUUACGUAAAGAUAAAGAAGAUGAUGCGUUAAAAAUAUUAACGGAAAUAAUAGACGCCAUGUCCAACAAUCUUGCAGGUCUUAAGGAUGAAGAAAAGACAGAUUUUAUAAUAAUGGCAUGUAUUGAGCGCAUCGACAUAUAUUUUAACAAGAAAAUGUACGAAGAGGUGUUAAGCGACUUUAAUAUUUUGGAAAACAAUCAGUACGACAUUUAUCGUCAUCCCGAUUUCUGUCUAAAAAAGAUGGAAUCAAUGGAGAAAAUAACUCGAGCUAAUUUAGACAUGGCAUUCAAGAAAAUGAAAGUAAUUUGUAAGUGAUUUCAACACCGAUCGCAGGGAUGGGCGAGUCCGAGUCAAAACUCGGACUUGAGUCGCAUUUUUUUGAUGACUCUGACUUGACUCGGACUCGAAGAUUGGGGGACGUUGACUCGACUGUUUGACUCGAGUCUUUCACUCAAAAAAAGUUUUCCUUUACUCUCACAAAAAAAAUACAAAUUUAUAAAAUUAAAUUAUCAUUUAUCUCAUAACUUUCGUUCUAAUUGAAUAUAUUGCAUAAAAAUAAUUUUUCAAGAGCUUUUUCCUACCUAUGUAUUCAUAUGGUCGUUAAUAAUAGUCCUGCUAAAUAGAAUCAUACGUGCUUCUGC
Molecule: messenger RNA, 689 nt
Organism: Rotaria sp. Silwood2
Lineage: Eukaryota; Metazoa; Rotifera; Eurotatoria; Philodinida; Philodinidae
Source: the annotation of a GenBank genome assembly